Molecule: messenger RNA, 2478 nt
Organism: Salmo salar (Atlantic salmon)
Lineage: Eukaryota; Metazoa; Chordata; Actinopteri; Salmoniformes; Salmonidae
Product: protein NDRG1
Source: RefSeq, a predicted model, not a curated record
CAAGUGGAGAAGGGGAAGGGGGCUGGGCUGUCUCCGAAUGCUUUAUAAACGCCCUGAUACACCUUCCCUCAGAUGCAAGUAACUAGUAAAUAUAACUAAAACUUAGUGAAUAAAUAUUACUGAGGCUAUUUGCAAACCAUUUAAAGUGUUUAACUACUUUGUGUGGGUGAUCAACAGUGGACAAUCAAACUUAACAGACAUGGAUGACAUCCAAGUUGCGCCAAAAGCACCCCUGCUUGUUGACAGGGAAUUGCCAGGGCUCAGAGCAGCUGUUGCACAACUUGUGAUAAAGGAGCACGAUGUGGAGACUCCCCAUGGAAGGAUCCACUGCACCAUGAAGGGGAUGCCCAAAGGAGACCGGCCCGUCAUCCUCACCUUCCAUGACAUUGGACUGAACCACAAGACGUGCUUUGACUCCAUGUUCCAGCAUGAGGACAUGCAGGAGAUCAUGCAGCACUUUGCUGUUUGCCACGUCGAUGCCCCUGGGCAGCACGAGGGGGCCAACACUUUCUCUACUGGGUACGAGUACCCCUCCAUGGAUCAGCUGUCUGAGUCCCUCCCCCUGGUCCUCAAGCAUUUUGGCCUGAAAAGCAUAAUUGGAAUAGCCGUCGGAGCUGGAGCCUACAUCCUGGCGAGAUUCGCUCUGGACUACCCAGCGUUGGUGGAAGGCCUGGUUCUGGUUAACAUCAACCACUGUGCUGAGGGAUGGAUGGACUGGGCUGCAAACAAGGUCACUGCUUUGCCCGAAAUGCUCAUCGGCCAUCUCUUCGGGAAGGAGGAAAUAUCCAACAACCACGAUCUUAUCGCCACCUACCGCCAUCACAUCAUGAACGACAUGAACCAGUACAACCUGCACCACUUUGUCAAAGCUUACAACAGCCGGCGGGAUCUGGAGAUUGAGAGGCCCAUUCCUGGUGGGAAAGUCUCCGUCAGAACCCUGAAGUGUCCUUCUCUGUUGGUGGUAGGAGACAGCUCUCCGGCUGUUGACGCUGUGGUAGAGUGCAAUACUAAGCUGGACCCGACAAAGACCACACUGCUCAAGAUGGCGGAUUGCGGAGGCCUGCCCAUGGUUGACCAGCCUGCAAAGCUGACAGAGGCCUUCAAGUACUUCAUUCAGGGAAUGGGCUACAUGCCCGCCGCCAGCAUGACCAGACUGGUCCGCUCUCGCACUGCAUCCGGCUCCAGCAUCCACUCCAUGGAUGGCAACAGGAGCCGGUCUCACACCAACGAGGGAAACAGGAGCCGGUCUCACACCAACGAGAAGCGUGGCCGCUCCCACACGGACAGUAUGGAAGGCACAGCGAACAGCAGCACCGCGCUCAAGUCCACCGAAGUGUCCUGCUAGAUGACCCUUACAUGACACUCAACCUUUAACCUCUGGCCCCCUGGUUCCUGCUGCGCUGCCACUAACCACACCUACAAACACACAACUAGAGAAUGUCUCUAUGCCAAAGAGUUAUGCGAAGAGGUUGUGUGUGUGUGUAAGGCUAUGCAAGUAUAUACUACUGCAUUAUGAAGGAAAUUCCUUAGAGGGAAAAACGUAUUCUGAAAUAAACGGAUCCCUUCCCAUCUGCCGAGUCAGGUGGAAUAUCUAGUUGUUAGUGGCAACGCAGCAGAGUGACACAGCGCAACGGAGAAUGUGGGAGAAAGCUGUGGCUGCAGAACCAGUACUUAAUACAGGAGUUUGUUUAAAUCUAUCAUCAUGACAGUUCUGUUUGGUUUUUUUUGUCUAUAGUUCUUUAUUACAUAUGAUACAGCUUUCUCAAAUGUGUACCUGACUAAAUGACUUUCUAAUUGUUCAUCGUUAACUUUUCAAUGUUAUGAUUAAUGUACUGUGGGAUACAGGAGAGAAGUGGCGGAAGAAUAGGUAGGCAAGUGGAUAAAAAACAAACAUAUGGCGUCUUUUAUCUUCUCAAAUUGCUAUUGGUCUUUGAAACUUUGGAAAGGAGGGAAUUGAAAAGAAUCAUGUACACACAACAUUCCUGUAAUGAUCCCUCUCUUUUAGGAUGUCUUUCAUCUAAAGUUAACAUUCUUCUGGAUGUAUUGUAGAACAUUUCAUGAGAUGAUCCUUUCAUUAAUCAAACAAACACAUAAUGUUGCUUUAUUAACAGAUCAUGGCUUCAGGCAAAAUUGUUCUUUUGGAUAUUUCUUCUUGUGUAUGUAAAUGAUUAUUUCUAUGCAAUCACGGCAGAACAAAGAUAAUGUGCCAUGGAGACCCUCGGACUUAUUAAGGCUCCUUUGUUGUGAUGGAUUUGAGAAAGUCAAGCCGAUCCACAUGAUGUAAUAUAAAGAUCCCAGUUAGCCAUAGAGCUUAUCAAAAACCCUCUCCCACUCUUACGUGCAUGACAGCAACACUUGCCGGCUUUGUAGAACACCGGCCUCCAUCGCUUUAUAAAGAUACAUAACUGCCUAAUGCUGUAGAUGAGAAGCAUUAAAUAUAGCAUAUCAAUUUGUAUUUAUUAAAAACCUAUAACUUUU